UUGUUAUGACUGUGGGGUCCUGUUUCAGUCACUGGCGUCAGGCAGGCGCACGACAUGAACUUAAACUCUUUCACCUUCUGUUUAUCGCCGUAAAUAUUGAUUGGUAUGUCGACAACAUAACUACAACCACUUUUUUAAAGUUUUAAUUUGGCAUCAGGCAAAUAGAAGCGGGCGGUUGUAGAGUGUCAUUCACAUGUGACUUUGGGAAGGUGUCUGUUGAACUUGUAGGCUUAAUUUUUUUUCUCUCACCCAGGGUAAGUAAUGAAAGGAAGGCUAAAGAUCUUUUUAGGGGUUGGUUGAGUAACACAUCGGGGUUCCUUUCAUGUGGGUUAUUAUUUCAUGGUUUGAUACUUUGAUACAUUGUUACUUUCUUUCCGGGCUAAACAUUUUGGAUUGAUCAUAACCCGCUACUUUUUUUCUUUCUGAAUGCGUUGCAAAUAUGACGAUGUCAUCGACUCCACAUUUUUCUCAAGUUAUGGCGGAGCUGAAGUUUUCUAGCUUAUGUUGAGCGCUGAGAGCACCAGUGUUUGCUGAUGGAGCACCUCCAGGGAGCAUGGAAGACCCUGAGCAACGGCUUUGGGAUGAAGGACUCUGUGUUCGAGGGCCCUUGCCUUUCCCCGACCAUGGUGCAGGGCUUCCCCUCCCAGCGCCGCUCCUCCGACGACAGUAAGAUCCCCGACUCCAAGACCAGCAGCACCAUCCGCGUCUACCUCCCCAACCAGCAGCGCACAGUGGUGAAUGUGAGGCCAGGUAUGACCCUGCACAGCUGCCUGAUCAAAGCGCUGAAGGUGCGGGGCCUGCAACCGGAAUGCUGUGCUGUCUUCAGACUGCACCCAGGACAGAGGAGUAAAAAGUCACGUAUGGAUUGGAAUACCGACUCUACCUCACUAAUUGGGGAAGAACUGCUGGUGAAAGUCUUAGAUCAUGUCCCCUUGACGACGCACAACUUUGUUCGGAAAACAUUUCUGAAGUUGGCCUUCUGCGAUAUAUGCCAGAAGUUCCUUUUGAACGGUUUCCGUUGCCAAACAUGUGGCUACAAAUUCCAUGAGCAUUGCAGCACCAAAGUGCCCACGAUGUGUGUGGAUUGGAGCAACAUCAGACAGCUCCUGUUGUUCCCGACACCAGGUGAAAGUGGGGGUCCAUCUCUUCCUCCUCUUACUUCUCGGCGAAUGAGAGAAUCGCUGUCCCGACUCCCCAGCAGCUCUCUGCACCGCUGCUCCACCCCUCAUGCCUUCAACUACACGGCCCCCUACCCACCCACGGUGGGCGCUCUGUCCCAGAGGCAGCGCUCCACCUCCACGCCCAACGUCCACAUGGUCAGCACCACCCUGCCCGUCGACAGCAGCAUGAUCGAGCUAGAUGAUCUGAAUACCUCCCCUAGCUCAUGGUGCAGGUGUUUCUGGCUGAAGAGGAGAGUAGAUAUUAUUCGCUUCUCCAACUCUUUUGUUGAGGCGACGUCAGAGAGCCCAGACAAGGAAGCAAUGCGUAAUCAUGAAGCAAUGCGUAAUCAUGACUCAGGCGGGAGUUCCCCCAGCCAGAGUCCCACAGGCUGGUCCCAGUCUAACACCCCAGCUCCAGACAGACGAGAAAGGGCUCCUUCAUUCAACACUCAGGAGAAACACAAAAUACGUCCGAGGGACAAGCGGGACUCCAGUUACUACUGGGAGAUUGAGGCCAGUGAAGUGGUGCUACACUCCUGUAUCGGCUCAGGCUCCUUCGGAACGGUAUACAAAGGGAAAUGGCACGGUGACGUAGCGGUGAAGAUCCUAAAGGUGAUUGACCCCACGCCAGAGCAGUUCCAGGCCUUCAGAAACGAGGUGGCUGUCCUUAGGAAAACGCGGCACGUCAACAUCCUGUUGUUCAUGGGCUACAUGACGAAGGACAACCUGGCCAUCGUGACCCAGUGGUGUGAGGGCAGCAGCCUCUACAAACACCUUCACGUCCAGGAGACCAACUUCCAGAUGUUCCAGCUUAUAGACAUCGCCAGGCAGACAGCUCAGGGCAUGGACUAUUUGCACGCCAAAAACAUCAUCCACCGGGACAUGAAGUCAAACAAUAUCUUCCUACAUGAGGGCCUGACGGUGAAGAUAGGAGACUUUGGUCUGGCCACGGUCAAGGCCAGGUGGAGUGGUUCUCACCAGGUGGAGCAACCCUCAGGGUCCAUACUGUGGAUGGCUCCUGAGGUUAUCCGUAUGCAGGACAACAUGCCCUAUAGUUUCCAGUCUGAUGUGUACUCCUACGGUGUUGUCCUCCAUGAGCUGAUGACGGGAGAGCUGCCAUACUCACAGAUAGCCAACAGAGACCAGAUCAUCUUCAUGGUGGGCCGGGGGUACCUGUCUCCAGACCUCAGUAAGCUUUAUAAGAGCUGUCCUAAGGCCAUGAAGAGGCUGGUGGCUGACUGCAUCAAGAAAAUCAAGGACGAGAGGCCACUGUUCCCCCAGAUCCUGUCGUCAAUUGAGCUGCUCCAGCAUUCCCUGCCUAAGAUCAACCGCAGUGCCUCAGAACCCUCCAUGCACAGAGCCUCCCACACUGAGGACAUUAACGCCUUCACUUCCACCUAUAGCAGACUGCCUGUGUUCUAGAACUACAAUACCCAACCUGUCCCUCCUACCUGCUCCUGUUCCAAAACAUACACGUGUGUGCAUGAGCAUACACACACACACACACACACACACACACACACACACACACACACACACACACACACACACACACACACACACACACACCCAAAUAUCUUCAGUGGCUUAUGAAAGUAUUCACCCCCCUUGGCAUUCUUCCUAUUUUGUUGCCUUACAACCUGGAAUUAAAUAGAUUUUUUGGGGGGUUCGUAUCAUUUGAUUUACACAACAUGUCUACCACUUUGAAGAUGCAAAAUAUUUUUUAUUUUUUGUUGUGAAACAAACAAGAAAUAAGACAAAAGAAAUGAAAACUUGAGCGUGCAUAACUAUUCACCCCCCCCCCCCCCCCCAAAGUCAAUACGUUGUAGAGCCACCUUUUCAGUAAUUACAGCUGCAAGUCUCUUGGGGUAUGUCUCUAUAAGCUUGGCACGUCUAGCCACUGGGAUUUUUGCCCAUUCUUCAAGGGAAAACUGCUCUUGCUUGGAUGGGUUCCGCUGGUGUACAGCAAUCUUCAAGUCAUACCACAGAUUCUCAAUUGGAUUGAGGUCUGGGCUUUUACCAUUCCAAGACAUUAAAAUGUUUCCCCUUAUACCACUCAGGUGUUGCUUUAGCAGUAUGCUUAGGGUCAUUGUCCUGCUGGAAGGUGAACCUCCGUCCCAGUCUCAAAUCUCUGGAAGACUGAAACAGGUUUCCAUCAAGAAUUUCCCUGUAUUUAGAGCCAUCCAUCAUUCCUUCAAUUCUGACCAGUUUCCCAGUCCCUGCCGAUGAAAACAUCCCCACAGCAUGAUGCUGCCAUCACCAUGCUUCACUGUGAGGAUGGUGUUCUCAGGGCGAUGAGAGGUAUUAGGUUUGCGCCAGACAUAGCGUUUUCCUUGAUGGCCAAAAAGCUACAUUUUAGUCUCGUGACCAGAUUACCUUCUUCCAUAUGUUUGGGGAGUGCCUUUUGGCGAACACCAAACGUGUUUGCUUAUUUUUUUUUCUUUAAGCAAUGGCUUUUUUCUGGCCACUCUUCCGAAAAGCCCACCUCUGUGGAGUGUACGGCUUAAAGUGGUCCUAUGGACAGUUACUCCAAUCUCCGCUGUGGAGCUUUGCAGCUCCUUCAGGGUUAUCUUUGGUCUCUUUGUUGCCUCUCUGAUUAAUGCCCUCCUUGCCUGGUCUGUGAGUUUUGGUGGGCGGCCCUCUCUUGGAAGGUUUGUUGUGGUGCCAUAUUCUUUCCAUUUUUUAAUAAUGGAUUAAAUGGUGCUCUGUGGGAUGUUCAAAGUUUCAGAUAUUUUUUUAUAACCAAACCCUGAUCUGUACUUCUCCACAACUUUGUCCCUGGCCUGUUUGGAGAGUUCCUUGGUCUUCAUGGUGCCGCUUGCUUGGUGGUGCCCCUUGCUUAAUGGUGUUGCAGAUUCUGUGGCCUUUCAGAACAGGUGUAUGUAUACUGAGAUCAUGUGACAGAUCAUGUGACACUUAGAUAGGCACACAGAUGGACUUUAUUUAACAAAUUAUGUGACUUCUGAAGGUAAUUGUUUGCACCAGUUUAUUUAUUUUUUGUUUGUUUUUUUAACAAGUUAUUUUUUUCAUUUCACUUCACCAAUUUGGACUAUUUUGUGUAUUUCCGUUCUAUGAAAUACAAAUCUAUUUAAAUUACAGGUUACAAUGCAACAAAAUAGGAAAAUGCAAAGGGGAUGAAUACUUUUGCAAGGCAUUGUAUGGCGUAGAAAAAGAGGAGUGACUGGGGGUAAAAGGAAUCCUCUGACAGUGACGGUGGAUGGGAUCAAUAUGGGAUUUCAGUCACUGACUGAGUUUUUCCAGUGACUGUUUUGGCAUGGAGAGAAGAGAAAAAUAUUGACUACCCAUUGGGUUGGAGAUGAUUGAUGGUGAAUGAAAUUCAUGCAAAUUAUAGGGUUAAUCAGAGGCCUACGGUAAUUUUCUCCAUUGCUAAAAUGGGUGCAAUGGACAGAGUGGCAAUGCAGUUAGUGGAACAUGUAAAUAUGUGAAAAAAAGCACACCCACCUGGGGACAGAGAGGCAGAGACAGUGAAGGAAAUGCCUGAGAGAGAGUGAAAUAAGAGGCUCUCUAUCUCUGAGCUGUGAAGCACACCUUUCUGUCUGACAGGACUGACUGCCCUACUUUCUUAUGAAGAAGAUAUUCUCUAAGCUGACCUGCCUGAAGAGGAGAUGAAGCCUAGACCAAGACACCCUGGACAACCACCUUCUAGGAUGAUUCUUAUCAAAAACAUUGUGAUCCAUCUAUUGGUUUUGCAGGGGUAUUUGAUUGUACAUAGUCUUAAAUCAGAUAGAGAUUUGAAAUUAUUAUCAAUGUCUUCAUCUUCAUGCUUUUAUCAUUUUUUUCCUUAAUUCUGGAAAACAUUACAACUUGUCAAGCAUGACUGAUUGAUUUUUAUUUGAACAUUUUAACAAACGCAAUGGCUAUGUUUCUACGGUCCAUGUGAUUGGUUCAUGGCUUUGCAGAGUGUUCUGAUCAGUAGUUACCCACACAUAUUAAUCAGCCUUCUCUUUGGGUAAACCAUCAUGAGCUGGAUAUUGGGCAAUUGUCUUUAAUAUUUAAACAAUUAUUUGAAAUCUAAUUUGCAUUUUGUCUGCCAUGUCUCUUUCAGGAGGUACAUUUCUUUUUUAUUGUAAACCUGAGAAUGUUGUUUAUUUCAUGUUAUUUUAAUAAAAUUAAGUUAAACUAA
This is a messenger RNA of Salvelinus fontinalis (brook trout), 5304 nucleotides long. Its product is annotated as RAF proto-oncogene serine/threonine-protein kinase-like. NCBI's taxonomy places the organism in Eukaryota, Metazoa, Chordata, Actinopteri, Salmoniformes, Salmonidae. Gene Ontology annotation, molecular function: protein kinase activity; ATP binding. Gene Ontology annotation, cellular component: mitochondrion; cytosol; plasma membrane. The record is from RefSeq and is a predicted model, not a curated record. The transcript has 18 exons. Gene Ontology annotation, biological process: protein phosphorylation; signal transduction. Bases 534 to 2582 code for a protein of 682 amino acids.